Messenger RNA from Mastomys coucha (southern multimammate mouse), 862 nucleotides. RefSeq names its product gametocyte specific factor 1 like (gene Gtsf1l). The record is from RefSeq and is a predicted model, not a curated record. Lineage: Eukaryota; Metazoa; Chordata; Mammalia; Rodentia; Muridae.
CAUUGUGACCACCCAUUGCCUCCCUUGACAACACAGGGCACCUUAGCCCUUUGAGUCAAAGCCUUAUUAUAACCUGCUAACUUCACCUCCCUGGAAGCUAGUUUCGGGCUCUUGUAUCUGCCUGAGUUAACAAAGUCUCUGGUGGCCGUUUUCUGGCUUUCUCUGCAUAGCUACUGCUGACAGAACUUGAAGAGGAAGAAUUUCACUCCAGAGUCCCAAGAGCCAAAGCCUGGCAGAAGACAGCACUAUCUUUCAUAGGGAGAGGCUUUUCCUUGUGAGGUGUACCGCUUACACUUUGGGCAGCAGGACACUUGGCUUCAAGUCAACUCCCCGAUGGAGCCAGAAUCCAUAGAAAUUUGUCCUUACAACCCACACCACCGAAUCCCACUCAGCAGAUUCCAGUACCACCUGGCAUCAUGCAGGAAGAAGAACCCCAAGAAAGCCAAAAAGAUGGCCAGCUGUAAAUACAACGCCUGCCACGUGGUCCCCAUCAGAAAGCUGGCUGAACACGAAGCGACCUGUGUCAACAGAAGCUCCGUGGAGGAAGACGACACUUUAGGCCCUCUGCAAGUCAGUCCCCCACAGCCGCAGAACGAGGACACACUACAGGUCCGUUGGCUUUCCAACCCCGAUAUCUGGAAUGUCGACGGUGCCAACUGUCACCCAAUGUUUGUCCUUAAGAGUUUUGUUCCCCAGAAACUUGUUUGUGAAAGUGACACCCAAGAGUCAGGGGAGGAGAGCAAUGCCCAGAAGAUCCUCAGACUAGGACCAGGAAGGCAAACUUCUAGCAGGAGGAAGAGGGCUCUCAAAUGCGUGCACAGACCACGAGUCUCAUCUGAAUAAAAACCUGCAAAGUAACUGU